AUUACUAGUCUGCAAACAUGUUUGUAUUGUUUGACAAUUUAUUAGCCAGUCUACUAUUAUUAGUAUUUAGUUUAUUGUGUUUACUAAAAUCCAAUGCUAACUGUGCAAAACACGACUAUCCCAUAUACUACGCGGAAGACUUGUGCGACUCGAAGAUAAUGUUAGGAUCGGAUCCACUGAACAGUUCUCUUAUCAUAAAACUAUUGAAACACAACUCAUCGACAGCCGGUUUAUCUCUGAUAAAGAUUGCGUGCAAAGUGACCAUCGAGUCGACGACCGGCGGCGACCAUAAGGUCAACAUCAAUAGCAAGUCAAUGAUCGACGCCUACCGGAGCCAACAUCAUCUGAACAGUCAUAACAGUAUUGUUAUCACUGAAUAUAAUGAUAGACGAAAGGUUACCAUUGAAUUCAAUGGUCUGGGAGAUGAUCUGCAAUUAAUUAUCACAACCUAUAGAGAGAUUGGCGACGACGAUGACGACGACUGUCCAAAACAUUACUUUUUAUGCGAACCCCGUAAAUGUAUUCAUGAUAUCUAUCGAUGCGAUUCCUAUAUUAACUGCCAGUUCGAUGAAAGUCAACUGUCCUGUUCAGUAGAGCUAACACCUGACAAUCAAACAUUGCUUAGCAUAAUAUCAGGGAUCGUAUUGUCUCUGUUGGGAACCAGCUGUUUGUUAACCAGUUAUAUCUAUAUCGUGUAUUACAAGGAACGGGAGGCCCGGUUGUUGGACAGUAAGCAACUAUUGUACGGCACAAUCAACACAAUGAGUCCCCGGAUCCAGCACUCGCUAAAAGUGUACAAAUAA
This is a messenger RNA of Oppia nitens, 803 nucleotides long. RefSeq lists its product as uncharacterized. NCBI's taxonomy places the organism in Eukaryota, Metazoa, Arthropoda, Arachnida, Sarcoptiformes, Oppiidae. Gene Ontology annotation, molecular function: protein binding. The record is from RefSeq and is a predicted model, not a curated record. The transcript has 4 exons. Bases 18 to 803 code for a protein of 261 amino acids.